This is a messenger RNA of Zingiber officinale, 1167 nucleotides long. RefSeq names its product peptidyl-prolyl cis-trans isomerase CYP28, chloroplastic-like. The record is from RefSeq and is a predicted model, not a curated record. Gene Ontology annotation, cellular component: chloroplast. NCBI's taxonomy places the organism in Eukaryota, Viridiplantae, Streptophyta, Magnoliopsida, Zingiberales, Zingiberaceae. Bases 1 to 1167 code for a protein of 388 amino acids. Gene Ontology annotation, biological process: protein peptidyl-prolyl isomerization. Gene Ontology annotation, molecular function: peptidyl-prolyl cis-trans isomerase activity. The transcript is spliced from 3 exons.
AUGGCGUCGUCGCCUGCCCUCUCCUCCGCAGCUCCUCCCCUCCUUCGCCACCAGCGCGGCCGCCGCCGCCGCCUCCUUACGACGCAAGCCUACUCCAUCCGCUACCGAAUUCCAAACCCCCUCCUCCACCGCCGCUCCUUCAUCCUAUCCUCCGCUUCCUCUCUCCUCCUCGCCCAACCCAGCGCCGCCGACACCGCCCCUCCGUCCGACCGCCUACAACCCUCCAUCGUCACUGAUCGCGUCUUCUUCGAUUUCGGCCUCUGCCCUAGCUACCUCCGCUCCGAUCGGCCUCUCGGCUUCGACCUCGCCGCUUGCCCCGACACCGAGCCCCUCGGCCGCGUCGUCUUCGGCCUCUACGGCAAGAUCCUUCCGCAGACCGUCGCCAACUUCAAGGCGGUAUGCGCCUCCGCGGCCUACCGCGGGACGCUCGUCCACAAGAUCCUCCAGGGCCAGUUCUUUGUUGCCGGCCGGCAGGGGCGGAAGGAAAAGCGGGAGGUCCGGCCGCCACCCGGUCUGGUGCGCAACAUGGAGACCGUCGACCCCAAGGCGUUCCAGCUGAAGCAUUCUAGGCCCGGAACCCUAUCACUGUGCCUGUCGGAGAACGAUGAUAAUGAAUCCGUCAAGCUCGAGCCUGAUUACCACAAUGUAGAGUUUUUGGUGACCACUGGGCCGGGGCCAUGCCCACAGCUUGACAACGAGAACAUUGUGUUUGGCACUGUGCUCGAAGGGAUGGAUGUGAUCACCAGUAUAGCUACCAUUCCCACAUAUAAGCCAGCUGAAAGGAUUCGACAAUUUAAUGCUUUUGCACAAUUCCUUGGGGAUGAGAGAGCUCAGAUAGCUCGUAUGAUGUGGAAUCGGCCUCUAGAAACUAUUUAUAUCAGUGACUGCGGGGAGUUGAACGUGGCAACACCUUCACUUUCACCUAGCUUGCCCCAACUGGGUUCAUCUGUGUAUCUUAUUGGUAUGCAGUGGCUGUGUAUUUCAGGAAUUGCUCUAUGUCAAAUGCAUCGAAUACCACUGCUACUCGAAGAGGCCUCUGCUGCAGAGGCUCGCCGUGCAAAGCAUCAAGCUCAAUUGCCAGGACGUGAUCAUCCGGUGUCCGACAAUGAGCUCCGAAUAGGAAUGGUCAACUAUAGAGCUCAGAGACAAGAAGCUGCCAGCAACUAA